AUGGAUCCCGCAGAGUUGGAGCUGUUGCUGAAUCACUUGCAGCAAGCACGUACGUUUUUCGAGUUUGGCACAGGUGCGUCAACGCUACAUCUCGCCAACCGCAGCCGCCAUCUUUAUCGGAUGGUCUCGGCAGAUCCAGACAAGCAGUGGUUAAACAAAGUGCGAAACCACCCAUGGCUGCGGAAUGGCUCAGAGCACGCUCCCAAGAGGAUGCGAUUGCUUCACACGCACAUUGGAAUGAUUUCGGGUUUUGGAUUUCCUGUCCAAAAUCUUUCGCGCUGCUUGCACAGAGGCCGCUUGUGCCGACGACCCGCAGCAAAACAAACAAGGUCAGAGUGCAACAAUGAGAUGCGCUGCAUGAGAAAUGGAGUUGGUUUCCGCAAUUGGUGGCCUUCCUUCAGCCAGCUAGUUCUGGAUGCUGCCAUGCAUUACAAGCAUGGCUGGGAUGUUGUCCUGGUGGAUUCACGAUUUCGUACAGCCUGCGCGCUGAAGAGCCUUCUGGCAAUUAAGCCUGAGGAUAUUUCUCGGUCAGUUGUCAUGAUCCAUGACUAUUCUGGGCGACGGCCAUUUUAUGGCGAGAUUGAACGGUUUGCAAACCUUGAGGAAACUGCAGCUACACUUGCAGUGUUUCGCAAACGGCACGACGUGGACCCGGCUGCGCUGCAGAAUGCAAUCCGAGCUUACGAGUACGAUCCGAUGUGA
This is a messenger RNA of Symbiodinium natans, 702 nucleotides long. The record is from the annotation of a GenBank genome assembly. NCBI's taxonomy places the organism in Eukaryota, Dinophyceae, Suessiales, Symbiodiniaceae.